GGUUGUUUCAUUGGGAUUUAUUUUGUCAAAGAAGGGUCAAAAGAAGGCAAAAUUAGCAGCAGCCAUCAAUAUUCAAUCUUCCUUGUGCAUUGUGUAUUAGGUUUGGAUUUUUUACAUGUUGCGGUUGUGGAAAUGGUACCAAAAUUGCUUGGCUUUACAUCCGGUGAAGACUCAGGUCAUCAGCUCCGGUCUUAUUUGGGGUCUCGGUGACGUAUCUGCUCAAGCCGUCACUCAUUAUACUGCAAAGAAACACCAUCAUCUUCAUCCUAAUGAAGAUAAAGAAUUUGCAAUCAACUGGAGACGAGUUGCCACAACGAGCUUGUUUGGCUUUGCAUUUGUUGGACCCGUUGGCCACUUCUGGUAUGAAGGGUUGGAUCGCGUCAUAAGACUGAGAUUUCAAAUGCAACCUAAAUCCCUGCGGUUUGUUGCUACAAAAGUAGCACUUGAUGGUAUAAUCUUUGGGCCCCUGGAUUUACUUGUCUUUUUCACAUAUAUGGGUUACUCCACUGGCAAAAAUACUGCUCAAGUUGUUGAAGGUGUGAAGAGAGACUUUCUUCCGGCUUUAAUACUAGAGGGCGGUAUAUGGCCUAUUGUCCAGGUGGCCAACUUCCGCUAUAUACCAGUUAGAUAUCAGCUCCUUUAUGUCAAUUUCUUCUGCUUGCUUGAUAGCUCCUUCCUUUCAUGGAUUGAGCAGCAAGAAGAUGCUGCAUGGAAGCAAUGGUUGAAAAACAUUGUGCGCUUAAAAGAACAGAAGGAGGAAGGUAGAUGAUUCCUUAUUUCACUAGGGAUACGCGUUGGCUUUGUUAAUCGGGAAUAGUGAUAUUAGUUAUAGAGACAUGUGAAGUAUUUACAGGAAUCUUGGAGAGUGUCGAUUUGGAAAUUGGUAGUUCGAUUCAGUAAAAGUGAUAGCACUUUGUCAAGCUACACUAUUAUCGAUUGAAGCUUAACAUAGCUAUUAUGGUCUUAUCUGUAUCCACUAUACAUUUUGAUUGCUCCUGCCUCAUAUUUUGUCAUUUGGGGUUAAUUUUGAGAAAGACAAUU
Solanum verrucosum is the source of this 1041-nucleotide messenger RNA. RefSeq lists its product as uncharacterized. NCBI's taxonomy places the organism in Eukaryota, Viridiplantae, Streptophyta, Magnoliopsida, Solanales, Solanaceae. The coding region runs from base 116 to 769 and encodes 217 amino acids. The transcript has 3 exons. Gene Ontology annotation, cellular component: membrane; cytoplasm. The record is from RefSeq and is a predicted model, not a curated record.